CGCGUCUUCCUGCGCGCCCCGCGGCCGCUCCCAGCGCCCCGCCAUGCCGCCCACCAGGCUCCGCGGGGCCGCGCCGCUCGCCGCGAUCGCCCUCCUGGUGCUGGGGGCGCCCCUGGCGCUGGCCAGCGAGGACUGCCUGUGGUACCUGGACCGCAAUGGCUCUUGGCAUCCGGGCUUUAACUGCGAGUUCUUCACCUUCUGCUGCGGGACCUGCUACCAGCGGUACUGCUGCAGGGACCUGACCUUACUCAUCACGGAGAGGCAGCAGAAGCACUGCCUGGCCUUCAGUCCCAAGACCAUAGCCGGCAUUGCCUCAGCCGUCAUCCUCUUCGUGGCCGUGGUUGCCACCACCAUCUGUUGCUUCCUCUGUUCCUGCUGCUACCUGUACCGCCGGCGCCAGCAGCUGCAGAGCCCAUUUGAAGGCCAGGAGAUUCCAAUGACAGGCAUCCCAGUGCAGCCAGUGUACCCGUACCCCCAGGACCCUAAAGCUGGCCCUGCACCCCCACAGCCUGGCUUCAUGUACCCACCUAGUGGUCCUGCACCCCAGUAUCCACUCUACCCGGCGGGGCCCCCUGUCUAUAACCCUGCAGCCCCUCCCCCGUACAUGCCACCCCAGACCUCCUACCCGGGAGCCUGAGAAGCCAGCUGUGUCUCUGCCGCCCCUCAGGGAUGCCUCCCUCCUGUACCUCCAUCCGGCCCUGGGGGUGGUCGGGGGCCUCUCCUGGCCAAGCCCUGAGACCUUCUGGGAACAGGGCCCCAGGGAGGAGGAAUAGGAGCUGAGCUGGAACUUGGCCAUGAAUGAGGGGAGGCUGGGGAGGGCUUGGGUGCAUGGGCGGUUUCACAGGGGAAGACAGGAAAGCCUGGGCCACAGCUCUGCCUUCUCACAGUCCUUCUGCUCGCCCCCACGACCCCAGCCAGGAAUGCUGGGCCCUCCCGUCUGCCCUCUGCGGGCUGGGCGGGGCUGGGCGGGGCUCCGUCAGCUGCGGCAGAAGCUCUCCUGGCUGCCCCGCUGGCAGGGCUCUGUGUGGCUGGAUUAAAGCUCUAAAGACAGAA
Messenger RNA from Camelus dromedarius (Arabian camel), 1053 nucleotides. RefSeq names its product shisa family member 4 (gene SHISA4). The record is from RefSeq and is a predicted model, not a curated record. Bases 44 to 637 code for a protein of 197 amino acids. The transcript has 5 exons. Lineage: Eukaryota; Metazoa; Chordata; Mammalia; Artiodactyla; Camelidae.